UUGCGAUCCAUUGUUUCUGCUAUGGCUUCUACGAUUACAACAAACUCAAUUCACUCUCCAAUCAAUGCUUCUCGACUCUCUUCACUCUACUUGUCGCGUAACAGAAUCUCGCCGGGUAAUGUUUUAUUCACAACCUCAUCACAGUCGCUGCUUGCCACCAAAGCCAAGCGCUUCGCCUUCUCACCGUUUCCGGAGAAUAGGAAAUCUCUGGUCGCCAAGAAGUUGAGUUUCCCCGGUUGGACUCAACAGAUUGGGCUAACAAGUUCCGUUGUUGUAAACGCUGCUGCUGAUGCUGAAGGGCAUGCGGAGCCUGCAAAAAGCUUUGGUGAGAGAUUUCCUGCUUUAGUUACAGGUUUCUUUUUCUUUACCUGGUACUUCUUAAAUGUCAUCUUCAAUAUACUCAACAAGAAGGUCUAUAAUUAUUUCCCAUAUCCAUACUUUGUUUCUGUUGUUCAUCUACUGGUUGGGGUGGUAUAUUGUCUUGUUUCUUGGGGUGUUGGUCUACCGAAACGUGCACCAAUCGAUAAGGAGCUCCUGGCACUUUUGACUCCAGUUGCUUUCUGCCAUGCCCUUGGACAUGUCAUGUCCAAUGUAUCAUUCGCUGCUGUUGCUGUGUCUUUCACACACACCAUCAAAGCUCUAGAGCCAUUCUUCAGUGCUGCUGCUUCUCAAUUUGUGCUGGGCCACCAGAUUCCCUUGUCCCUGUGGUUAUCAUUAGCCCCAGUAGUUAUCGGUGUAUCAAUGGCAUCACUGACUGAACUUUCUUUCAACUGGACUGGGUUCGUUAGUGCAAUGAUUUCAAAUAUAGCAUUUACCUACCGAAGUAUUUACUCAAAAAAAGCAAUGACUGGCAUGGACAGCACAAAUGUGUACGCUUACAUUUCAAUCAUUGCUCUCUUGGUUUGCAUUCCACCAGCUCUUCUGAUUGAAGGCCCCCAGUUGAUGCAACAUGGUUUCGGAGAUGCGAUUGCCAAAGUGGGAUUAGUUAAAUUUUUGUCUGACCUCUUUUGGAUUGGGAUGUUUUAUCAUCUGUAUAACCAGGUUGCCACAAACACAUUGGAAAGGGUUGCGCCGCUUACACAUGCCGUUGGAAAUGUAUUGAAGCGAGUUUUUGUAAUUGGGUUCUCCAUUGUAGUAUUCGGCAAUAGAAUCUCCACUCAGACCGGGAUUGGAACAGCAAUAGCCAUUGCAGGUGUUGCCAUCUACUCUCUAAUUAAGGCCAGCAUGGAAGAACAAAAGCGGAAGGCUGAUAAAACUCAUGCAUCCUGAAGAAACACUGUUGGGCUAACUGAAAAUGCAGAGCCCAGCAUACGAAGAGCGGAGUAAGGUAGAUCUUUGCGUUGAAUCGUCCGAGCCGAAUUAGUGAAUAAGUUUACCCUUUUCUGUAAUGGUAAUUUGGCACAUGUAAUGGAAAAGCAUAUGAAUUAAGCUGGAACAGUGGCAUGGCCGAAGCCUUCUCAACCCAAUUCCUCGCCUGCCCAAUGACUCUUCAUGCUACCUUCUCAAAUCCGUAAAAUUCAAACUGGAGUAACAUCUUGAAGGUGCACCAACUCUAUCCAUAUAUUUUGAUUUUUCGAAACUUCCCUUGAUAUAAUAGAAUUCUUAUAUGUGAUUCAUAACAAA
Messenger RNA from Populus euphratica (Euphrates poplar), 1623 nucleotides. Its product is annotated as triose phosphate/phosphate translocator, chloroplastic-like. Gene Ontology annotation, cellular component: membrane. The transcript has 12 exons. Gene Ontology annotation, molecular function: transmembrane transporter activity. The coding region runs from base 22 to 1269 and encodes 415 amino acids. Gene Ontology annotation, biological process: transmembrane transport. NCBI's taxonomy places the organism in Eukaryota, Viridiplantae, Streptophyta, Magnoliopsida, Malpighiales, Salicaceae. The record is from RefSeq and is a predicted model, not a curated record.